UACAUUGUACAGCAAAUGCACUCGUGGAACUGUUGUAUAAUCUACGGAAAUAUAAAGCAUAAAUACUCAUUGUCAAGUUAGAGAUGGAAGAGUUAACAAAGGAGGAUACUUUAAACUUACGGAAAAAAUAUAUAGGAGAGGCUUGCAUUUUAUUCUUUGCAAAUGAUCCACUCAAGAUCACAAGAGCUGCAGGACAGUAUAUGUAUGACGAGAAAGGCAAUAGGUAUCUGGACUGUAUCAACAAUGUCUGUCAUGUGGGCCAUAGUCAUCCAUCUGUCGUUGAAGCCGGUUACAAACAGAUGAAAGUACUGAACACAAACAGUCGCUACCUACAUGACAACAUUGUAAAAUAUGCCGAGAAAAUUACUUCAACACUACCUGAUAGGCUGAAUGUCAUCUACAUGUGUAAUUCUGGAUCAGAGGCCAAUGAUUUAGCAAUGAGGCUUGCUAGACACUACACAAAGGCCAAAGAUAUUAUCACCAUGGAUCAUGCCUACCAUGGUCAUAUAUCCUCCAUGAUAGACAUCAGUCCAUACAAGUUGAAAGUACAGAUGGACGGUGUACACACAUGUCCACGUCAUGUUUAUGUGGCCCCAUGCCCAGACACAUACAGAGGAAAAUAUGCAGAUUGUGACUACCCUGGUGAAGAUCUCGGUGAAAAAUAUGCAAAUGAGGUUGGGGACAUCUGUAAAGUGAUUCAAGGAAGGGGUAAAAAUGUGUGUGCCUUUAUAGCAGAAUCUAUGCAAAGCUGUGGUGGACAAAUUGUGUUUCCUCCUGGCUACUUGAAGAGGGUUUACAGACAUGUGAGAGAAGCAGGUGGAGUUUGUAUUGCAGACGAGGUACAGGUUGGCUUUGGACGUGUAGGCAGUCAUUUUUGGGCAUUUCAGGUGCAAGAUGUAGUCCCUGACAUUGUAACUAUGGGUAAACCUAUGGGAAAUGGGCACCCUGUGUCAGCUGUUGUGACAACUCGUGAAAUCUCAGAGGCCUUCAAACAAUGUGGAAUGCAAUACUUCAAUACUUUUGGUGGUAAUCCUGUGUCAUGUGCCAUUGCCUUAGCGGUAUAUGAUGUCAUCGAAAAAGAAGGCCUUCAGAAACACGCACUGGAAGUAGGUAACUACAUGAAGGCGCAGGCAGCAAAAUUAAUGGAGAAAUACUCUAUAAUUGGCGACAUUCGUGGACAUGGGCUGUUCAUUGGUAUUGACUUUGUAAGGAACAGGAAGACACGAGAACCUGCCACUGAAGAAGCCAAGUAUAUCAUUAAAAAAAUGAAAGAAGAUUACAAAAUUCUGUUGAGCACAGAUGGGCCUUAUGACAAUGUGCUGAAAAUGAAGCCACCAAUGUGUUUCUCGAAGGAGAACUGUGACUACCUACUUCAGUCGCUGGAGCAGCUGAUAAAAGAUGUUGCUAGCAAGGAUUUUGAGCCGAGUCAUCGUUGGACUGUGGUAGAUGCAACAAAGCCAGGAACCAGAGUGAUGCACCUUAAAGCUUCCUUAUAGAUGAUGGUAGCAAGAGAGAAAAAUAAAAGGAAAUACAUGUACCAAAGUAAAACUGUUAAAAUGCAGGAAUAAAAAUAAAAUGCAGGAAUCAUUCAAAUUGCAUUUUGUAGAUUCUUGUUAGCUUGUAGGUUUGUACUUUAUCUGACUCAUAUAUGCUUGAAAAUAUUAUUCUGAAUUGUUGCACACAUAUUCACUCAACAAGGCUUUGUGCAGAGUGUUAAUGUUCCUUGGUCAGUACUGCUUUCAGGCAGGUUAACAACACUGUGUAUCAACCUCAACAUAAAUCCACAACUGUAUAAUAUCAGAUGGAGAUUUUGUCCAGGUUUGUCAUGAUAGUGGGUUGAGGGAUUUUAUCCAACAUUCGAGAUAAGCUUUUCAUGCAUACCAGACGGAGAUUUCCGGUAUCUUUGCCGGUGCUGGAAAAAUCCGUCUUACACCCCAGUGUGUAAGAUGACUCUCGUGCUGUAAAUGACUUAUUACGAACUACAUAUAUGUAGAAGAUUUAUAUAGUAAUAUAUAUUUUAUUUAAAAAACAGAAUAAAAAUUCAAUACCUUUACAGUUCCUGUUGGUUUCGGGUAAUAUAUUUCUCGAUUCAAAUCACGUUAUUUUAUCAAAAAUUCAUAACGUUACGCUGCAACUGAUAAAAAAAAACCGGAACUAAACAUUGUUACUUGUUUUGAAAUGUCAUGACGUCUUUCCUGUUUACGGAUGUUGGUUUCCCGCGCUUUGUUUAAAUACACUGCCAUAAUAAAUAGUUCUAAAAAGAAAGCCGUUGGAUUGAUUUUACUUUUAUUAUUAUUUCUUGAAAUCGGUAUGCAAGAAAAAGAUUCUGUCACUGGUUAUAGGUGCAGAUAGUAAUAUCUGGCUCUCGGGUAACUGUUUAGGCGGUAAGUCGGCAGGGAGCCUCAUUACCGCCUAAACAGUUACCCUCGAGGCCGGAUAUUCCCAUCUGCACCUACAACCAGUGAAAGAAUCUUAUAUUACUGCUUUCCAUUCAAGUCAUUUAAUAAAUGUUUCAUAUUCAUAACAAGCAAUAGUAAGUUAAACUGAUGGCAUUUGUUGUUGUAUUAAAGACUUGGAAGAAAACGUAAUAAAUUACAAUUCAGUGUGUAGAUUAUGUACUUGUUACUUAUCAGUUGACUUGGUAUGUUAACCCUUACCCUGCAAAAUUUCUAUAAUGAACAUGUCCAUCUUUCAAUUUGGACAGUUCCAUUAAUUGCUAAAAGGGGUGCUUACAAAUGAAAACUGACUGAAUGGCAAACAGUGCAGAUCAUGAUCAGACUGCAUGGAUGUGCAGGCUGAUCAUGAUCUACACUGGUGGCAAAGGCAGAAUAAGUCAUGUUUAGCAUGAUAAGGGUUAACUGCCAAUUAUUUAAAGUAUCUGUAUUAUAUACAGUCAUCUUUGUUCGCUCAACUCCAUUGGACAGGCAAAAUUUGUUUGUUAUUGGUAGUUUGAGCUAUUGAACAAUAUACAUUAUUUAGGAAUUUUGUCGGGACCUGACAAUGAGUUUAAGCCAAGGGUGGUGUUUGAAUUAUCCGAGUUCGAGCAAAUUAAGCUUGCCUGUAAUAAAAAGUACAUGUACUGUUUUGAUGGAGUCAAUUUGUAUUGAAUCAGGCUUUGUUAGAUGAAAUGAUGAUAUUGUUUUAUGAAGUUGUUGAUAUUUUUUAUGCUUUUUUUGGGAUAGGAUAAAUGUAACUUUUGUGAUACUCCUGUAUUUUUUGUGUGAAAUUAAGGAAAGACUGGUGUAAAUUGUGAUAGUUUUUAGUCAUGUUUGAUAGUUACAAAAUUUUAUGGCACCGUUUUAGGUCGAGAAGACAGAUAAUUAUGGGUAACAUCCACUGUUACCAUAAUAUAACCUCUUAAGAGUAAUUAUGCCUCCCUUUCAAGAAGAGGGAGUAUAUUGUUUAGCUGUUGGUAGGUCAGGCGGUCGGUCUGUAAGACAUUUGUUAUCCAAUCAGUAACUUGUGAAUACUUAGGCCUACAGUAGUCAAACAUAAUUAGAUGACUGCCUUUGGUCUGUCAACAAUCCUUAUGGUUUUGGAGGUCAGUAGAUCAAAGGUCAAGGGCACAAUAACCUUGACAUUGAAAAUGGUUCCCACAGUCAUCAAGCAUAGGAUAACUGCCUGUGGUCAGUAGAUGACCCCUUUGAUGAUUGUUCUUGUGGUUGGUAGGCCAAAAUCUUGGUCAGAUGACCUUGAGACAGAAAGUGGUUUCUGCUCAGUAACUGAAGAACACUUCCGUGUACAGAUGUCAAAUUUCUUAGACUGAUUGCCUGUUAUCAUUAGAUGACCACUAAUAUUCUAAAGUUAAGAAGCUAAGGAAUCAACGUCAAUGUAACCUUGAACCUAAAAAGGUUGUUUCUGCUUAAUAAUGAAAAGAAUGCUUUGGCCCACAGUCUUCAAACUUCAUAGGAUGAUUGUUUGCAGUUAGCAGAUAACCACUGUUGUUUUUGGGAUGGUAGUGGGUUAAAGAUCAAGGUCACAAUGACCUCGCAACUACAUAUGGUUAAUGAUCUUCAAUUAUUGGAGAAUGCUUGGGCCUGUUGCCAUUAAACAUCUGCUUAUGGCCACUAAAUGACCUCAACCAAGGUUACAGCAUACUUGUGAUUGAAAGUAACACACCCAGUUACCUCGGUCAGGCAAGUUUCACACCCAGUUACCUCCGUCAGGCCAUCAGUAAUUCAUGUGUGUUUUAUAAGCAGCCCAUGUUUCUUACUUUGUUGAAAUUUCAUGAUGUCCUUAGACUGUAACUGUAGGGCUCAGUGAGGUUAUAUCUUAAAUUGUCUUGAGAAAAGCUGUUGAUUCAAGGUUUUCAAUAAUUUUUUUGAAACAGAUGUUCACAUACAUUAAGAAUCCAAAUAGUUGUUGUAUUAGAUAUUUAUUAACAGUAUUACUUAAUCUUUUUUUUAAACAUAUUACUUGAAAAACUGAUUUGUAUCCUUUAACAAGUCAUUUUUAUGGGUCUCUGUCUGGCUAAUGAAAUCACUGAUCUCAGUCCAUGCUGGUUUUUAUUUUGCCCUCGCAUAUAUUUGUGAGAUUUCAUGUUGAAAAGGACCAUGUUUCCUGAAGUGACACUUUAAUUUUUACUGUACUGGUUGGGAACCAGUAUCCGGACUGGACUAUUUUCCGGACACAUUUGAUAACCGCUUUAUUUCGUUGUUACUCGCGUAAUUCUUUCCUCUAGAUCAUUUAAAUGAUUGUUCUUCAUGUUUACAACAAACCACUAUAUUACAAGGCUGUAUUAUGUUAGGUUUUGUGGUGAUAUCUCACCUGUGUUUACAAAACAACUUUCUGUCUUAAAGGGGCUUAAAGAUAGCAUUGCGCAUGCACAGUAGUUUACAUUUGUUGAGGUAUCAAGUGGGGAAGGAAUAAUUAAACUACAUAUUGAUUGUCUGCUUAUAACACGUGCUACUUUUAAUUUCACGGUAAUAGUUACAUAAAAUGCAGGGCUGUCGAUUUUUGCACUAAUUUUAUUCUAUAUCUAUUAGAAUUAUCAAGAAUUCGUGUUAGAGGAAAUUACAGUUUUUUAUAGUCAGCCUCUGUUUGCUUUCGAAGCUGCUAUUGAACGUCUGGUUAUGUUUCAUGUGCAUUUUUUGGAGAGAUUAAUGAUAAAGAAAUGUGUAAAAAUAGUUUAAUCACUUAUUUCGAUAUCAAAAAAACAGCAAAACAUCAUCAGAAUAUUUGUCCAGCUACUGGUUUACCUCACGGGGAAAAUAACUUCUUUUUGGGACCCCAUGGAACCCAUAUUUUACGUCACAAUGCAACGCUGAUUACCACAUCAGAUGCGGAAGGAGCUGAAGUUUGUGCAGUCUGGGCUUCAUUUAUGUCAGAUAUAUAUUUUUAGGAAAUAAUGGAGCCGAAAUAUGAAAAUGUGUCCAGCUACUGGGUCCCAACCAGUAAGUACCGUAAAUUUUGCAUCUAUGUAAUUUCCUGAUUUGAUAAGACAUUAGACAUAUUUACCUUUAUAUUAAGUGUUCGUACUUGUAGCUGUUUAAUUAUUGAAUAUGAUGCUUUUUGUUGAACAUGGGAGUUUUGAAAUCACAUAUUGCUUUGAUUGUGAAAAUUGGCAAAAAUAGUAUUUGUUGAAUAUUAUUGUUAAAAAACAACUUAUUUAGAAAAUGAAAAUAGGGCUAUAAUAUUUCAAAGACUUUAAAGCUUAAUUUGGUAGAAAAUUUCUUUUUGGACAGAUUUGGAUGUGAAAUGUAGACUUGACUUCAAAAAAUAAAAAAGAAGUGAGUACUGGUAUUUCAUGUAAAGAAACCCUUCUAGAACAGUGGAUUUUAAUUUUCUUUGCUGAACUGUCUCAAAUACUGAGAAAAAUUAAUUUUUACUCUUAACAAUGUGUUCAGGAACACCUAAAGUCUUCUUCCCCUAUAAAAGGCUGGAAAAUCAGCAUAUGACCUAUCUUUGUGUUGAUGUUCUUUAAACCCAUCAAAAUUUAUUUAUAUCUUUAUGCGGAUGGUCCUUUUAACAUGAGAACCCACAUUUCGUUUAAGAUAGCAAUAUGUAAUUUUCAAUUUGUUAAAACAAUGCAAGCUUUGCUUCACAGAAUAUGAUAAUGAGAUAUUAACCACUUUUACAAAUAUGUUAAGUAUAUAAGUAUUUUUUUUAUUUUACAUUCAUUGUUGUUAAUUUUAGAUUAGUUGUAAGGUUUCCUCCUAAGGAGGACAUUUUAAUGUGACAUUUGUCUGUACUUACACAGACUAAAACUUAGCUAUAAGGCUAUUAUAUGCCUUGUUACAUAUAUACAUUUUAGCCAUGUGACUGUGUUAUUUUAGAGAAAUAUGUUUGACAAAAUACCUUUGGACAAUUGUAAUGCAAAAACAGGGAAAAAUGGGAUUUUGUCAGCCUAUGUAUAAAUGUGUGGGGAGAGGAGGAGAAAAUUGUCCAGAUACUUCCAGAAAACAAAGUUAUAGAGAAAGUGUUUUUAUUUUCUUUUCCAUUUAUAUUAAGUAUUAUGCUUUCAUUAUUUUAUGUAUAUGCUUGAAUACUAGUUAUACACCCGAAGGGACGUAUUAUGUUAUGGUCCCAGUGUCUGUCUGUCCGUCCAUUCGUUAGCAAUUUUGUGUCCGCUCUGUAACUCUUGAACACCUUGAAAGAAACUUGGCACAAAUGUUCACCACACUGAGGCGACGUGCAGAGCACAUGUAUUGGAUGAAUUGCUUCAAGGUCAGGGUCACACUUAGGUCACACUUAGGGGUCAAAGGUCAUAUAUGACUUUGCUUUAUGUAUAUUGCUCUGCAUUGCAGUGCUCUUGUUUUUAUUUGGCAGAUCCCUUUUUGUUCUCUUACAAUAAUUUUCUUUUUGAAUUACUUCCCUUUCUUGUUACUAUAAAUAGCUUAUUUUGAAACUUUUUUAUUAUUGGCAGUAGGGAAAAGCCGAGACCACUUUUCCGUGGUACAACAUGGAUGGAACAUCCAAUUUUUAGAUGUAUUUUGACAUAACUUUACCUGCUAAGAAUUUUUUUGUGGACUUAGAAAUUAUUUUUUUUUUGUAAUUUCUUCUUUUAUGUUGUUCAUGUCAAGUUCUUUAAAUUUUGGUCCCAUCCUCUGAUGUAACCCUUCGGGCAUAUAUUGCCCCGUUUGGCGGUGCUCUUGUUCAUUUUGUGUAUACAUACUGUGUUACUGUAUGUGUAAAUCAAAUUCUGUUAAAUCAAAUAGUUGUUUAAAAUUGCAGUAUUAUUUAUCAGUUUCAGCUAAAAUUUCUGAUUACUAAGAUGAUUAAUUUAAUUCUCCUGUAAGCUAGAAAUAUAUAACCUUGAAUUUGGGGAAUGGCUCCAGGUUUAUUUUAAAGUCAGUAUGUGUUCAUAAACAUAAUUUGGUUCUUUGUAAAAUUUGUAGAAAAUAAGCACAUUGUAAGAAAUUGAUUGAAUGAUAUUUUAAAAUGUAAAGAGCUUUUCAUGUGCAAUAUUAUGAGUUUUUUCCUGAAGCAGGUUCCUGUAACUCAAAUUUUAGGUCACAUGACCUGUAAGUAGUUUAAUAUUUGUAUCAUAAAUACAAAGUACAACAAAAUAUUUCGGUUAUUUUGAUCUGAGAUGUUUUUCAAUUGGUCCAGCAUUGUAGAAUCUAGGAAAAACCCAAAUUCAGUCUCCCAUCAAACUACUGUUAUAAUUACUCUUUUAUCAUCUCCAUCUUAGGUUGUUGUUUUUUUCUGAACCAAAAAUGACUAAAAACUCAUCUGAAGCAAAGAAUAAUUUUAUUUCCCAUGUCAAGGGUAGUAAUGAGAGUAUUCUAGGCAGAGGCAAAAUACAGAAUAGGAUUUUAUCAGUUAGUGCAACACAGAUUUUGAUUUCUCUCAGUUUGUUUUGUAAAGUAAAAGCUUUAUUUUUUUUUUCAAAAUAUUUAGAUAGGGCUAUACAAAGAAGUAUAAAAUGCACAGAAUCGCAACGGGAGAUAAUCUCGCAUAGUCUUGUAACACUGCAUUAACCGGCGUUAUCUUAUUGAAGUGUUUGCUGACUGUAUUACAUGUAUUACACUGGCAAUACAGCUGGCACGUAAAAAUAAACUGAAUCGGAUCCAGUUUUCAAAUGACCACUGCUGAUUUCUCAGACUUCCAAUCAUAAAUUCAUUCCUGCCUCGUGUAGAAAAUACUAACAACUUAAAAGAACACCAUAAACAUUUUAAACAAACGAUCUGAUAGAAAGUUUUUCAUGACAAAUUUUUUUAUCCUUCUGCUUUCUGUUUCAUACACUGGUAAAACAAGAUCUCAUUCAAUUCCCACGUGAUGUUGGAUGAUUUGCUCUAUAUGCCUUUCAACUUGCGGAUCUAUUUAUUUUUAUAGCUCUUUGGUUUAUAUGAUUAUUUGUUUGUUUUUCUAGUAUUUGAAGAGUAUCAUAUGUAGGUAAUAGGAUUUACAUAGUGUACUCAUUUAAAUGUAUAGUAUAUUGCAUGCAAGUUUCAGCAAUGUAUGAACCAAAUUACCGGACGCAGUGCUUAUAAUUUUAUUUACAGCAAUUUUAAUUUUAUUAAAAUACAUGCCAUUCUGUAGCUUAUACUCAUAUUAACAGCAUUAUUAUAGCAAAUUUUAAGAGAAUAAGUGAGCCGUGCCAUGAGAAAACCAACGUAGUGGGUUUACGACCAGCAUGGAUCCAGACCAGCCUGCGCAUCUGCGCAGUCUGGUCAGGAUCCAUACUGUUUGCUAAUGGUUUCUCUCACUGCAAUAGGUGUUAAAAGCGAACAGCAUGGAUCCUGACCAGACUGCGCGGAUGCGCAGGCUGGUCUGGAUCCAUGCUGGUUGCAAAGCCACUAUGUUGGUUUUCUCAUGACGCAGCUCAAGUAUUGUUUUGUUUUGUAUCUUGGAGUAUUUUAUAUCCUUUUAAAUACUGUGAUGUCACAUAACUUGUUGAGCAUGAAUUUUCAUGGAUUUGACCACAACAGCUGUUCCAUGGGAACAUGAAUUUGUGGAUUUCAAUUUUGAAAAUGAAUAAAAUGUUUAAAACAUAUAAAUUACCAUGGUGCAAUAAAGAGAUAUAUUCUGUAAUAAAUGCAUGAAGAAAUAUGACAAUUAAUUGCAUAAUGAUUAAUUCAUUUGCCUACCCCAUCAGAAAAAAUAAGGAUUUUUUUUUAAAAGUUCAGUAAAAUACCAGUAUUUUCAUUCUUUUGCAUUCAAAUCACUUGAAAUUUUCAAUGUGUCAGUUUUGUUCCAUAUCUGUCCGAACACUUGUAUCAUUUGACAACGUUAAGGCAAAAAAACAAGAAUACGAGAAACCCUGAGAAUACGAGAAAAGAGGAUAGAUUUUAUGUUCUAUCAUACUGUUUUAUUUCUUGUAUUUUGUUUACCUAUACAUACUUUGUUAUAGUAAAGUGGAGCAAGAUUCAGUUCUUAUUUUAUUUAAGUCAAUAAACAAAGUUUAUUUUCACUUAGUUACUGGGGGAAAAAAAGAAUAUGAGCCUCACCAUUAGAAAACCAACAUAAUGCGUUUGCAACCAGCAUGGAUCUGGUUUGGAUCCAUGCUGGUCGCAGAGCCACUAUGUUGGUUUUCUCAUGGCGCGGCUCAUAUGUGCUUGAUGGGGUUUAUUUUCAUGGAUUGUCUCGACAAUGAAAUGUUCGAAAACUAGUCCUCAUGAAUAAUAACAGUUAAAUGGUAUAUAUUGUAUUAGAUAUAAGUUUACUUCAUUUACUUGCUUUAAGGGUAGAGAUUUUUUCUCGUUAAAAGUGUAACUUUUGAGUGUUACCUGACUGAAAUGACUAAUAUUUAGAUAUAUUCCAUUUUAAAUUAUUUAUCCUUUUUUCUCAAGCUCUUCAGGUUAUAUUUAUAAUACAAGUACUUGAGUGGUUACAGAGGGGUUAUACAAGUGAUUUUUAGACAGUUAAGUUUCUUCUUAUUAAUUUCUUUGUUUUGUCGGUUUGUUGCAACUUUUAUUAAAGAUUUCACAGAAUGAUUGUCAAAAAUUGGAAAUAUUAUGGAAGUAUUCUGGAAAACGAAGUAUAUUUGUAAAUAAAUGAAUGCUUCACAAGA
Mercenaria mercenaria is the source of this 9955-nucleotide messenger RNA. RefSeq names its product 5-phosphohydroxy-L-lysine phospho-lyase-like. Gene Ontology annotation, molecular function: pyridoxal phosphate binding; transaminase activity. Bases 84 to 1496 code for a protein of 470 amino acids. The record is from RefSeq and is a predicted model, not a curated record. Lineage: Eukaryota; Metazoa; Mollusca; Bivalvia; Venerida; Veneridae. The transcript is spliced from 10 exons. Gene Ontology annotation, cellular component: mitochondrion.